AUCAAUAGCAUAAUGCAUGGAUUAUGGAUUUGGACAACCCACAAUUACGCGACAUUCCAAAGUCAACGCGCUGUCUGGUUAUUUACUCCCGGCCUAGAUUCGGAGUCACGUGGCAAGUGAAACCAAACCUCUGCCCACAUUCCCGGAACUUCCCCUCACCCCACCCCCUUCCCUACUGUAAGUCCUCUGGCUCUUACCCUCCUUCUCACGCCGCGGAACCAAAUCCCUGCCAGACAAAUAAAGGCCCUGGCUGCACUGGCCGCUUUCCCCCUCUCUCUAACAGCCAAUUCCCACCAGUUACGGCGGAGCCUGCCUCCAGACCCAGAACCAUGGAUUUCAGAACCCCUGACCUGCUGGACAUGUGUCUGGAACCUCCAGAAGAUGUCUUCUCAACAGGAUCUUUCCUGGAGCUGGGACUCCAAGGUCCACCUUCAGAGGUUCCAGUGACUAGGCUACAGGAACAGGGGCUGCAAGGCUGGGAGUGCAGUGUGGGCCACAGCUGUGGUCUUCAAGAGAGUGAGCCUGAAGAGUUCCUGAAACUUUUCAUUGACCCCAAUCAAGUUUACUGCUCAGAAGCAUCCCCUGGCAGUGACAGUGGAAUCUCUGAGGAUCCCGGCCAUCCAGACAGUCCCCCUGCCCCCAAGCCACCCAGUUCCCCUGCCCUCUAUGAGGUUGUCUAUGAGGCAGGGACCCUGGAGAGGAUGCAGGGGGAAGCCGGGCCAGCUGUAGGGCUCAUCUCCAUCCAACUAGAUCAGUGGAGCAUGCCAUUUACGGUGCCUGACGCCUGCGUGGCCAGUGAGCUGCCUCCUGAUGCUCACAUCCUGCCCGCGGCAGCUGCUGUAAACUCAGCGCCUCCCGCAGCCCUGCUGCCCUGUCAAACUUUGUUCCUGACAGAAGAGGAGAAGCGGCUGCUGGGACAGGAAGGGGUUUCCCUACCCUCUCACCUGCCCCUCACCAAGGCAGAGGAGAGGGUUCUCAAGAAGGUCAGAAGGAAAAUCCGUAACAAGCAGUCAGCUCAGGAUAGCCGGCGGCGGAAAAAGGAGUACAUUGAUGGCCUAGAGAGCAGGGUGGCUGCCUGUGCUGCACAGAACCAGGAACUACAGAGAAAAGUCCAGGAGCUAGAGAGGCACAACAUUUCCCUGGUGACUCAGCUCCGCCAGCUGCAGAUGCUUAUUGUUCAAACCUCCAACAAAGCUGCCCAGACUAGCACUUGUGUUCUGAUCCUUCUUUUCUCCUUGGCUCUCAUCAUCUUGCCCAGCUUCAGCCCCUUUCAGGGCCUGCCAGAAGCUGGGCCUGAGGAUUACCAGCCUCAUGGAGUGAUUUCCAGAAACAUCCUGACUCACAGGGACAUGACAGAGAAUCCUGAAAAUGCAGUGGAAGAGUCCAGACUGGAGGGACCACCUGGGGCCAAGGGUGCAAACAGCUCCACAAGGACACCGCUUGAGAAGGUGGGAGGGAGGGCAGGCCCCAGCAGGCACAUCAGAACUGUGUUACGUGCAGACGAAAUGUGAGCGGUAACACUUCCUGGCUCACUUCCAAUAAGGAAUCCAGGGCUCUGCUACUGUUAUGCUUCCUCCUGGGGUUCCCACUCAGGGCUCUUUGGCCUCAGGCGUCUGAAUCCCA
Bubalus bubalis (water buffalo) is the source of this 1623-nucleotide messenger RNA. RefSeq names its product cAMP responsive element binding protein 3 like 4 (gene CREB3L4). Gene Ontology annotation, biological process: regulation of transcription by RNA polymerase II. Gene Ontology annotation, cellular component: nucleus. NCBI's taxonomy places the organism in Eukaryota, Metazoa, Chordata, Mammalia, Artiodactyla, Bovidae. The transcript is spliced from 10 exons. Gene Ontology annotation, molecular function: RNA polymerase II cis-regulatory region sequence-specific DNA binding; DNA-binding transcription factor activity, RNA polymerase II-specific. The record is from RefSeq and is a predicted model, not a curated record. The coding region runs from base 24 to 1511 and encodes 495 amino acids.